GGACUGUAAGCUCGUAAACGAGAGCGCGCGAGAUUUGACUACUUCCGGUGACAAACAAAAAUGGUGAUAUGCUUCGCAUUCGCUUGCAACCAUCGGAGUGGGGCUAACAGCUGCAAGUUUUAUCGCUUUCCCACAGACGGAAAGAAGCGAUUGUUGUGGGGAAAACUAUGCAGACGAGCUGAUCGCCAACCAGGAGAUCAGAAUGAUAGGAUCUGCUCCUGCCACUUUAAGGAUGGUAAGAAAGAGGGGGACCCUGCAUAUUUUGCAUGGAAUGAGGGAAAGGCUAUGGAUUUCUCCGAUCCUGAAUGCACAAAAAGGAGGAAAAAACUCAAACGUGAGGAGUCCCUGUCAUCUUCACAGAUAGACCAGUUACAGAUUCCUCAAGCACCAAAUUGUCAAGAUCAAGAAAAAUUGAUAGCAGAGCACAACUACUCAGCAUCCUGCACAUUUAACUGUACUCAAGAAAUGCAGCGCCUCUCAACAGAAAUACAGCAACUGGAAGAGGAAUUGCUUGCCCUAAAAAUAGAGUCUAGUAAAAGGAAGCCGAUGUCAAUUCACGAUAUAAAAGACAAUGAAGAGAAGGGACAUUUAAAGGAAUUCCAAUUGUGAUUUCCUUUUUCCUAAGAAUUUCAGUAAACUUGUUGCUGUUGAGGGAUGAACACUUC
Saccostrea cuccullata (small rock oyster) is the source of this 665-nucleotide messenger RNA. RefSeq lists its product as uncharacterized. Bases 61 to 609 code for a protein of 182 amino acids. Lineage: Eukaryota; Metazoa; Mollusca; Bivalvia; Ostreida; Ostreidae. The record is from RefSeq and is a predicted model, not a curated record. The transcript has 4 exons.